Messenger RNA from Paramecium pentaurelia, 345 nucleotides. The record is from the annotation of a GenBank genome assembly. NCBI's taxonomy places the organism in Eukaryota, Ciliophora, Oligohymenophorea, Peniculida, Parameciidae.
AUGACAACCCUUAAUGUUUAGAUUAAUCUUAAUCAAUUUCAACUAAUAUUAUAGAAAGAAGAAGAAAAGAAAUAAUAACAAUAUUUAUUAUAAAAAAAAGAAUAUCCAAAAGGAUCAAUAAAUCUAUAUGAAUCAAGAUUUGAGAAAGUUUCAUUAUCAAACUAAAAGAUAAAUGAAGUAAUAGGAUGGAUGUUAAUAAUAACUGUCAUUUUAAUGAUAAUCGUAUUGCCAAUCUCUAUAAUAUAAAAUUCUAUUAUUGGAUUUGCAAUUCCAUUAAUGUCAGUUACGACGUUCUUUAUAGUAUAUAUAAAUUGGAUUUCGAUGAAGUUUUUUAUAAAUUCUUGA